UGUGGCCCUUAGGGGGCGAGAAGCGGCAGGGAUCUAGGUCGCCAGCCUCCAAGGAAAAUUCAGGAUCGGCAUCUCUCUGGGACUUACAGGGUCAGACGGAAAAUGGACGCGUAUAGAUCCAUGGAAAGUGCACAGAGAGGAGAGUCGUAGUGACGAAUGGGCCCCUUUCACAAGCGGCGAGACAAACAGUGGGGGAGAAAAAGCAGAAAGGAGAUGCUAGGAACCGCCGCACCUUCCUGUCAGACUCUUGGGAAGCAGGAGAGCUACCUCGCAGAGGCGAACCCAGCCGCGGGACGAUUGAUGCAAACAGGCUCCGACACCGGCCGAGAGGUGUCGAGCUGGACACAUAUCGGGACGGUAUCUUGCAGUUGUUCGACUGCAGGAAGGUCGAACGAUUUCGCACACGCGAUUUUGGUGAAUCGAAGUCUCGACCAACAGCUUCUGCUAUCCGAGCAACCGUUGUUCUGCCGAAACAUCCAAUCCACCGUGCCCGCCGUUGACGAAAUCUUUAGCGCUGCGAAAUGAGUCCUGGAGGAGAUUCUUGACACUCGAGAAAACGCGGUUUUCUCAUGCUUUACCGCACACGGCUUACCUGCCCAUUUGUAGAAUUUUCCGCUGCGGGAACACGUGCGAAGCAACCACAGCAGUUGGCUGGGCAGAACGGUUGACAUUGCCUAUACAUACACCUGGCAGCUUCUGAGCUUUGCAAUGUAGCGGUGCUGGUCUGCUCCAAGUCAGACGUAAAUUUCCAACAAUGAUGGUGAUGAGUCUUGUU
Molecule: messenger RNA, 775 nt
Organism: Toxoplasma gondii ME49
Lineage: Eukaryota; Apicomplexa; Conoidasida; Eucoccidiorida; Sarcocystidae
Exons: 1
Coding region: 157-525 (122 amino acids)
Source: RefSeq, a predicted model, not a curated record